Messenger RNA from Alexandromys fortis (reed vole), 891 nucleotides. It is a transcript of the gene CUNH21orf140, whose product is annotated as chromosome unknown C21orf140 homolog. NCBI's taxonomy places the organism in Eukaryota, Metazoa, Chordata, Mammalia, Rodentia, Cricetidae. The record is from RefSeq and is a predicted model, not a curated record. The transcript has a single exon. Bases 136 to 891 code for a protein of 251 amino acids.
AUCAUCCGUGAUGCUUUGCGUCUGAAGUGUGGCUUACUGCACUGGCGCAGCUGUGGGAAAGCCCUUUUUGAGGUCAGCAUCCUCCUCCUUCUAGAACUCCCCAGAUGGAGAAAUGUAAGCCACUUGGGGGCCCCCAUGGCUCGUUUAACAAACGCUCUUCUGAAGAACAUCAUUAUCAGAACUCAGUUUGACAGCGUCAGGAAGAAACAAUGCCUCCAGUAUCUGAACACUCUGAGAACGCUACAGUAUGAUGGAUAUCAGACUGUGUACUUCGGGGAAACUGAGAUCCCAGAAACUCUUGUCACUGGGGAAGAUUUUAGUGACAGCUACUACAUACACACGCCAACCUGGUGUAUUCUGCAUGCUGGAGGCAGUCAAGGGUGGGUGCCUUGGCAGUACCGGAUGUUCCUGCGGGAUGACCUGUGUAUCAAACAGGAAGACAGCAUCUUCUUUGAGUUCUGUGAUGUUGUAAAGAAGGCCUACGGGAAGUGCGCCAUUGUGGUCAAAGGGCGAAGGCAGCAAGACGAGAUGAAGCCAAAGGCGGACAAGGAAGGGGAGGCCAAGGCCUAUGUCCCAACAAACGUUAAUUUAACAAGCAUCGUGUGCUCCCCAGGAGUGGCCAGGUCCUAUGGCCAUGAGCUAAUCUCGCUGCCCUCCCCGUAUAAUUACCUGAACCCCUUAGACUCGGCCUGGUCUUCUGUGAAAUGGUUUAUCAUCAACAACAGGAAAGAGUUCUGCCUGCAGUCAGCCGACCACAUCUACGCUUACCAGUACAUAUUUUUCAGUGACUUAAUCAGCAAAGGGAUUGAGAAGGUCAACCUGAGCAAGUGGAAGGCCCUCACCAACAAAGUGCGGAGGUGGGAGAACUACUAUCUCGGGAAAUUUUUUUAA